CAAAACAACAACAAUUCUUUUUAAUUCGGGGUCUUUCCCCGUGGUUCCCUCCUCUACGUACCAUACUCUUGGAUUCGACUCUGUCGGCAGGCCCGGUGUGUUUGUGACAUUAUUAAUCACCUGUCCAAAUGGUUGCAUAACUCAGCUCGGAUCCCAACAUCACCAACUGUAGGGUACCCAACUGUAGCCGGUAAUAAGAUGGACUCAUUAACUGGUCCUGGUUUGGUCAAGCCCAACCUAUCCUUGGGGUCAGACAACGAGUCAAAGGUCAUGACCAAAGAUGGCAAGGUCACAACUCCGCAUCGUUGGCUGUGGUCUGGUAUCAAUGCUGUCAUGGCUGUAUUCUUUGCUUUGGCUGCAUUUGUACAGUUAAAUGACACAGAUCCUUAUCUUUGGAUUCCAGUCUACAUGAUUCCAAGUUUUCUUUGUUCGUCCAUCGUGUGGUCUAGCGAUGCAGUUGACUCUAUGUGUUGGCAUGUUACAGCCACUGUACACAUGUGUUUAUGUGCUGUGGGAAUCGCUGUACUGACGUUCCAAACCAGACAGCAAAUGAAGAAAGAGAUGAUAAACCCCCUAGCUUUAGAAGAAGGAAGAGAGCUGUUUGGUCUUCUUAUAGCCCUGAUGUGGAUACUGAUUUGCAAGUUCAGCAGCCGUGUUAAAUUCAUAACAUCUACAAAGCAGCAGAGUGCGCUGAUCUGGUCAUUCGUUCUGCUUGGAUGUGCACCACUAAUACUCUGGGGGGCAUGCUAUCAAUCACAUUUCAGCCACUGUGGAGACGUAUUUUGAAUGCUUUAAAUAGUAACAAUAAAGCUUGGAAUCCAUCCAUUAACUAUGUUUGAUGUAUUGGUAACUGUGCAGAGUGUCAACUAAACAAGACUAUAUAUUGCAAAAUUAUACUUUUCAGCUUCCUUGAAUGUAAAUAUACUUUGACAUAAUUAUAAUCUGUUUAAAGUUCUGGAAAUUUUAAU
This is a messenger RNA of Asterias rubens (European starfish), 968 nucleotides long. RefSeq names its product transmembrane protein 220-like. The coding region runs from base 199 to 786 and encodes 195 amino acids. NCBI's taxonomy places the organism in Eukaryota, Metazoa, Echinodermata, Asteroidea, Forcipulatida, Asteriidae. The transcript has 7 exons. The record is from RefSeq and is a predicted model, not a curated record.